This is a messenger RNA of Bradysia coprophila, 1425 nucleotides long. RefSeq names its product acylglycerol kinase, mitochondrial-like. The record is from RefSeq and is a predicted model, not a curated record. Gene Ontology annotation, biological process: ceramide biosynthetic process; phosphorylation; sphingosine biosynthetic process. NCBI's taxonomy places the organism in Eukaryota, Metazoa, Arthropoda, Insecta, Diptera, Sciaridae. Gene Ontology annotation, cellular component: membrane; mitochondrion; cytoplasm. Gene Ontology annotation, molecular function: ceramide kinase activity; ATP-dependent diacylglycerol kinase activity; acylglycerol kinase activity.
CAUCAGUUAUCAGCUGUCUGUGAAAUGUCAGUGGAUACCGGAGUCUGAAAUCUACCACCGAAAGAGAUUUUUAACAAUGGCAAAAGUUGUUAAAAUCUUUACCACAAUUAGAAACAAUUGGAAAAAGUCAGCAUUCGCUGCAGUUGCAUUCUCUUACGGCGUUUCGUAUUCCAACGAAAAAUAUGAAAUCAACCAAAUGAUGAGAAAGUACUGUCAGGAGGCUGUGUCCUAUGGAGAUGUUGGAGAGCCAGUCACAGCUAAACAGAAGACAGUCCUGGUUAUUCUGAAUCCAGUUGCUGAUAAGAAAUCAGCUGUAGACUCGUUUGAAAAAUAUUGCGCGCCUAUUCUACACCUGGCUGGAAUUGCAAUCGAAAUAAUCAAGACUGACUCAGAAGGUCAUGCACGCAGAUACAUUGAAGAGUUAGAAUCUCUACCAGAUUCAAUAUUAGUUGCUGGCGGUGACGGAACAGUUUCUGAGACAAUUACCGGACUUCUACGACGACCGUAUCUCGAAAAUUGUCCUAUUGGAGUUCUACCAGUUGGAAGAACCAACUCUUUAGCCAUGCACCUGUACGAUUUCAAUAAAUCAUCAAAUUUGAAAGAGGUGGAAGGAAUGGCAAAUGCUUCAAUUUCAAUUGUUCGCGGAAAAACGGAACCAAAAGAUGUGAUGAAAAUAGAAGUUCUGCAAGCAGAGGGUGACACGGAUGCAUCAAAUGUUAAGCCAGUUUACGCUAUCGAUUCCUUACAUUGGGGUGCUUAUCGCGAUAUUUGGACAAGACGUGAUAAGUACUGGUACCUCGGGUCACUGCGAGACUAUGCAACGUUUCUUUUCAAUGCUUUCGACAACGGUGCACAGUGGAAAUGUAAGGCUAAAUUAGUGUUAUCGCCUCCAUGUUCGGGCUGCAAGAAUUGUUUUGUGAAACAUGAAGAACGUGUCGUUGAAUCCAAUCGGCGUUGGUGGUCUAGGUUUAUACCGAAAAUCAGUUUUUCAUCCAAUCGAAAAGUUGCAGGACCAGACUAUUCAAAGAUUACCAACGAAAACUGCAAAACUAGACACGAAAUCGAUGUCGAACCUUCUGAACUGCUGCUGACCACCAAUGUGAACCGACUACCCGAUGAAAUGCCGAAAAUGUCGUUAAAAAUUGGAAAAUAUGAAGAGUCCAGCAUUGACUUUGUUAAGAAUAGUUGGAGUCGAUUGGGAAUCAACGAUUUUGAAUGUAAGAACGAAGAUAUUCGGUCUGUUGAAAUUGUUCCCGAAGUGGUCAGUACGGAGGAAAAAGAAAUUUUUUUCUCAAUCGAUAACGAGUCAUAUGAGGUGAAACCGGUUAGAAUUACUGUGAUUCCAAGGGCUAUUCAAAUGUACACAUUGUAAAUUCGAGCAACUUAACGGUUAAUAAAAUUAGAAUUUUGUUUUUAUUGUCGAAA